AAACCCCGGUGGGGUUUAUCCACGAGCAGUCACACACUGCCUGUGUGUCUGACUCGUCUUGGUCAGGUGCAGCACAGCACUUGCCGCAUGUAAGUGACAAUCCAUCGCAACCAACCGCAUUCAUUUCCCCAUUUAAAUAUUUGAUGGGUGCGGCGUGACCUGCCUGCCUGACGGGCCUUUCGUUCAUCCCCACGUACCCCAGCAGCCAUCCAUCGAGGAGGAUGUUUGUGUAUCUGAGCAAGAAGAUCGCCAUCCCGCACAACCUGGCGCUGCACGUGCUGUCGUGGAACGAGGCCAACGGGUGGAUAGCAUGUGGUGGCGAGCGGGGACUCUUGAAGGUCCUCAAGCUCGACGGACAUACGCAGCCGGGGGACCAGCAGCAGCAGCAGCAGCCGCCGCCCAAGGGCACACCAGGGCAGAGCAACCUCUCCAUGAACCAAACACUCGAAGGACACCAAGGCAAGCGCGUCACACACACAAGGAGGGAGGGUGCGUACAGCAUGGCUGUGUGUGUGGGUGUGGGUGAGUGCUGUCUGCAGGGAACAUCAUGGUGGUGACUUGGAAUGAGCAUUUCCGGAAGCUGACGACGAGUGACCAGAACGGGCUGAUCAUCGUCUGGAUGCUGCACCGGGGUAUAUGGUUUGAGGAGAUGAUCAACAACCGCAACAGGAGCGUCGUGCGGGACAUGAAGUGGACGCCUGACGGACAGAAGAUCUGCAUCGUCUACGAGGACGGGGCGGUCAUUGUCGGCACGGUCGAUGGCCAGAGGCUAUGGGUAAGUGAGUGGCUGGUUCGGUGGAUGGCGUGUGCGUGUGUGAAAUGACUGACAGAGGUGAAGGUGUGUGUGUGUGUGUGUGUGUGGUGGUGGUGGCAUCGUAUCGCAUCGCCACCGUCAUAUAACAUAGGGUCGUGAGGUGAAGACUCAGUUGGCGUUUGUGGAGUGGUCACCCGACAGCAAGAACAUACUCUUCUGCACUCUCACUGGAGAGGUAUGGUUGGUACCACAUCACCACCUCACCAUACACACAACACACAACACAAUAGAUCGAUAGAGUGAUCAGAUCAGAUCAGAUCAACCACCAGACGUCUACUUGUGCGUCUGUUUGUGUGUGUGCGUCACUCACGUGUGCCUACCUACGGUACGUACGGCAGGUUCACGUCUACGACAACGAGGGCAUCUACUCGCAUAAGGUGGCCAUCCACUGCCUUGACGAGGGCACUCACACCAACGUACCCGUAGCCGGCAUCCAGUGGUAUGCAUUGCAAUGCAUUGAAUGCAUUGCAGGUGCAGACAGACACAGGCACACGACGAAGUGUGUGUCUUGGCUGUGUGGGUCCCUAUGUCCCUAUGUGUGUGUGCAGGUAUGACGGUCACCGCGGCCCCGAACCGACCGUUCCCGCUCUCGCAAUCGCAUUCGAGAACGGUACGUGGCGAUGCAGACGUCAAGAUGAUGGGCAUACAUACUUUGUGGCCGUCCGUGUGUCGUGUCCCUCCCGCAGGUCGUGUGCAGCUGAUGCGUUGCGACACGGACGACAGGCCCAUCCUCCUCGACACUCAGAUGAAGUGCUCAGGUUAGGACUGCAGUGAGUGACUGCCUGCCACCCACCGACCCACCCACCCUGCCAUGGGCUCUGUGGCCAUGUCGUGUCGUGUACACCAUGCUGUGUGGCCGCACACACUGGGCGGGGGGGAGAGAGAGCCGUCCAGUCCACGGCAUGCAUUGAUUCGCAGACCCUGGCACCAACUCAUGCCAUGGAUGGGCCAGCGUCUGAUAGUUCUCUGCCACACCUCCAUCUCUCUCUCUCUCUCUGUGUGUGUGUGUGUGUGUGUGUCAGCGUUGCGUUGGAGCCCCUCCGGCACUGCGGUGACCAUCGCUGGCAUGCAGGCGCAGGGGGAAACCACAGGUGAGUUACAAGCCGGUUGGUGGGGUGGGGGUGGGCCCACGGGGACAACCGACACAACCAUUAAUGACACACACACGCAUCCCAUCCACCCCACCUAUGUGUGCAUCAUCCAUCAUUGCGUGUGUCGUGUGUGUGUGUGUGUGUGUGUGGAGGUGAGGGCGGGUCGAUGCGCGAGGUGGGUGUGGUUCAGUUCUACAGCCCAAUGGGGCAGCAUCUUCGCACUCUGAGAGUACCCGGACACAGCCUCAAGGCCAUCAGCUGGGACGGCGCUGGUGAGUGAGCCGCCCAAACAACCAGCCACACCACAGCCACGCCUUUGGAUGCACUCAUGUCCAUCUCUCUCUCUCUCUCUCUGUGUGUGUGUGUGUGUUUGUGUGUGGCAUCAGGUCUGCGGAUCGCAUUGGCUGUCGACUCGCACAUUUUCUUUGCCAACAUCCGGCCCGACUAUCUGGCGGCCUACUUCUCCCACACGCUGGUCUACGCCGUCCUCAAGAAGGAGCGCAACGAAUACGCCGUCAUCUUCUGGGACACACGCAGAGACGAAGUGAGGCCUGUGUGUCUUGUGUUGUGUUGAUUGGGAUGGGCUGGACAUGCCUGUCUGUGUGUCUGUCUGUGUCUGUGUGUGUGUGUGAAGCGUUACACCAAGUACAUCAAGAAGUUGCUGCAUGUCAAGGCGGGGGAGGACUACUGUGUGCUCGCCACCAAGACAGAGGAGGCCGCCGAGCAGCACAUUCUCAUCGUGUGCAAUGACAUCGGUCAGUAGACCUGCCGGAUGGACACAGCACAGCACACACAGUCCACAGACGCACGUGUGUGGACUGUGUAUGUGUGUGUAUGUGUGUGUUGUAUGUGCAGGUUCCCCGGUGCAGUCUCAGUAUCUGACGAUCGAGCCCCUCCACGUCUGCAUGACGUCGUCACACGUCAUGGCCGCAUCAGAGGUAUGUAACCCCUCCCCUCCCCCUCCCCCUUGCCCUCCCAACCCACAUCCACACCCACACCCACACUCCCAUCAACCAACGCGCUCCAAAUGCAGGACACAGUGUACAUAUGGCAGUACCGGUCGUCGCUUCCCAGCCGUGGCGGUGUGGCCGGCGUGGGCGACACCCUCACCCUCACCGCCACCUCGGCGUCCACCAUCCCACCUGGAUCAGCAUCGGCAGGCCUCGUCCCCCAGCCCCACAGGCGGCGUGUGGAGCAGAUGUUCCACAUCGACGAGUAUGAGGGCGGGGCGAGCGACAAGGAGGCAUUCAGACACCCGGGCACCGUUUGCCAAGACCCCAUUGCAUGCAUCGCAGCAAGUGACAGGUGUGUAUGGACCGAUGGCUGCGUGGGGGCAUGGAUGGAUGGAUCUUUGUGUGUGUGUGUGUGUGUGUGUGCAGUUGUCUGGUGGUGGGUCGUGAGUCCGGGACGGUGCAGCGUUACUCUCUGCCGCAUCUGGCGCUGGACGGCAAGGUGCUCAUCCAGACGCGGCCCCAGGUGCUGGCGGUCAACUGUGCGAGCAGCUGCAUGACAUGCAUCGACAUCAAUGGCAUACUCACCCUUUACAACAUCCAACACAGGUGCCUGAGGGGGUGGGUGACAGACACCACACGACCAGCCAAGCCGCAUUGAAUUGAUGCCUCCUGCUCGCACUCGUGUGUGCCUGUAGGGGGAAGGGGCAGAUGGGCGAGCAGCUGGAUUUUGAGCGAAAGGUCAGUCCAGUCAGGAGCACACCGACGACAGGGAGAGGGGGGAAGGGUGCGAGACGAGACGUACACGGAUGUGUGUGUGUGUGUGUGUGACAUGGGUGUGGUGUAGGAUGUGUGGGACAUGCGAUGGGCGAGUGACAACCCCGACCUGUUUGCCCUCAUGGAAAAGACACGCAUGUACGUCGUCAGAGGUAGGUGGGCUACGCAGCCAUGCCAUGCCAUGCCAUGCCAUGCCAGGGAGGGAGGGAGGGAGGGAUACAUCUUGUCUUGUCACGCCACACACAAACACACAUUCGCCAUGCCAUACCAUGGUCUGCAUGUGAUGUGACGUGACACACACACAGGUACCGACCCCGAGGAGCCGGUCCUGUCCAACGGCUACAUCUGCUCGUUCAAAGACCUGCACAUACAGGUCAGUCAGGUCGGUGUGUAUGCUAUCCGUUGAUCUCUGCGUGUGUGUGGUGUGUGUGUUUGUGUCCAUUUGCUGACUUACUUCUGGAUAUACCGAUCAGAGUGCGUUGAUCGACGACUUGAUGAAGAACCCCGACAGCGCCAAGAAGGACAUCCUUCUCGAGUUCGACACCAAAUCACUCAGAGACACAAGCGACAUACUCGUGCGCAUAAGCCUAUCAGAUUAUCUUGCACACACACAUACACAUACACACACACCACAUCAACCAACAUAACACACACCACACGCACUCCAAGCUUUGUGUGUGCUCAUCUAUCUCAUCUGGUGUGAUGUGAUGGGAUCGCAUCAUAUCUUCCUUCAGACGAAGGUGUCAAACUUGAAGGAUGCCUUCACCUACGUCGAGGAGAACCCACACCCUCGGCUAUGGCGGCUGCUCGCCGAGGCCGCACUCGACCAACUGGAGCUCAGCGUAGCCGAAAAGGUAAUUGCGUACCUUUCUCCCCAAGCACAUGCCAUGCCCACCUCUUGCCCACCCACCCACACGCGUCAGUCAGUGUGAUGUGAUGUGUGCAGGCGUUUGUGCGUUACGAGGAGUACCAGGGCAUUCAGUUCGUGAAGCGUCUGCGGAUGCUCGACGACAAGGUCAAGCAGAAGGCCGAGGUGGCCGCCUACUUCCAGCGAUUCGACGAGGCCGAACACCUCUACUUCGACAUCGACCGGAAAGACCUCGCUCUAGACCUGCGGAUCAAACUUGGUCGGCAAGCCUGCCUGCCUGCCUGCCGCACACUGGCCACAUAGAUAGAUGUGUGUGUGUGUGUGUGUGUGUGUGUACCUUGACCUCUCUGUGUGUGUCGGUGGACAGGGGAUUGGUUCCGUGUGAUUCAGCUGACGCAGGGUGGUGCUGGUGCUGGUGCAAGUGAGAUACUCCACAGGGCUUACUCGGAAAUCGGAGACUACUACGCCGGUCAGCCACCGACACAGAGCAGCAGCACAUCCCGUUGUGUCCAUCCCUGUGUGUGUGUGUGUGUGGAUGUGGUCCGCCAGACCGCGGUAAGUGGCUUCAGGCGUCUCAGUACUACGCCAAGGCCGGCAACAACGCCGCACUCGUCGAAGCAUACUACCUUCUAGAAGUAACCAACACACACACACACCACACGCCCCAAGCGCACAACCACCACACGCCACGUGUGUGUCAACACAACAACAACAACAACAACAACAAAACAGGACUACGAGAAGCUGCGUGGUAUGAUUGACGCACUGCCCGAGGGCGACCCCUUGCUGGCGGAGCUGGGGAGGCGGCUGACCACUGUGGGCCUGUGUGAGGCGGCUGUGGGUGCCUUCCUGCGGGUGGGGGACGUCAAGGCCGCUGUCGACAGCUGCGUCAUACUCAACCAGUGGGACCUGGUAUGGAUGGCACCACACACGCACACACACACACACACAGACACAGUGACACACAGGGAGAGGGAGAGAUCGGUGUGUUUCUGUGAUGUGUGCUGCAGGCUGUAGAUUUGGCCGAGAAGCAUUCGUUUCAGCAGAUCGAGACCCUCCUAGCCAAAUAUGCGCAGCACCUGCUAGACAAGACCAAAAAGGUCGGCCGGCACACCCCACACCCCAUCCCAUACAUCAGCACCCUCAACUCACCCACACAGGCUGCACGCACCCGGUGGCUCUUGUGAUGUGAGUGCCUGUCUGUCUGUCUGCAAUGGCUGCAGCUAGAGGCAGUGCAGCUGUAUCGGCGCGCCAACCGUCACCAGGAGGCGGCCCGUCUGCUGGCCCAGGUGGGCAAAACCCUCGGGCCGCCACAGUUCCACCCCGACAGACACAAAAAACUCCACCUACUCGCCGCUCUGGAGGUACGCACGUCGGGCCGCCAAGGGGGGCCGUGGAAUGGGUGGGUGGACACACCUGAGUGGUGGUGCGGUGUGUGUGUGGUUGUGUUGUGUUGUGUUGUGUUGCGUUGUGUUGUGUUGUGUUUGUUGUCCAGGUAGAGAAGUACAAGAAGAAGACGUUUGAUGGUGGGGGAGCGGGCGGCACAAACAUCACCGCACAGACACUCAACUCGCUCAUCACACAGGUACGUAGGUAAGGUACCUACCUGGAUGGAUGGAUGGAUCGAUAUGGGUGGAUCCAUCCAUCCAUCCAUCGGUGGCUUGUCUUGUUUGUCCCAUCCAAUGAACAGGACCAGACGAUGCUGAUGGCUGGGGACAAGUCGCUGGAGAACCCUUGGCGGGGCGUCGAGGCCUACCACGUCUACAUGCUCGCACAAAAACAGCUCUUCGACGGGUGAGUGAGCCGAGCGGUCAGACCAGGCCAGACACACACAUGUAUUGUAUUGUGUUCAUCCCCCCCCUACUCUAGUCCCACGUGUGUGUAUCUGUAUGUGUAUGUUGUAUUUGUGUGUGCCAGUUCGAUGGAGGCAGCGCUUCGCAGCUGCAUCCGUUUGGCCGACUACGAGGACCACCUGGACGUGCAGACCAUCUACUCACUGCUCGCACUCACUGCAUACUACACCAAGUUCUUCCAGCAGGCAUCAAAGGUCAGCCAGCCCAGCCCGGACACACACACACAGACAGAAGGCAGACCAAGACAGCAGCCGACCCGACUGCAGUCGCGUGUAUGUGUAUGUGUAUGUGUUUGUUGUGUGUAGGCGUUCAUCAAGCUGGAGGCCUCGCCGGACAUUCCCAAGGUCACACACACACAAAUAUGCGUGUCAGCUGACAUGACACACAGAGGCACUCCAUAUCAUCUGUGUGUGGUGCUGACAUCAAUCAGGCCACCCGCCAGAAGUACGAAGACCUGGCACUAGCAAUCUUCACCAAGUGAGUGACUGAGUGAGUGACUGAGCGAGAUACCCACGCAAUCACCUACCUCUACCAGCAAGGCGAGUUUGCAAAUCGUGUGCAGGCACCCGCCCCGCGAUCCCGCCUCUCGCAUGCUGCCGUGCCCUAGAUGCAACACACCCAUUGCCGACUGGUAUGUAUGUAUGCAUGUUGGCACAGAACUGCCUGCCUGUCUGAAUGUGGGCAUGCAUGGCAUGUGUGGCUGUCUGUCUGUCUGCCUGUCUGUCUGUCUGCAAUGACUGCAGGACGGUGAUAUGCCCCCACUGCAGCUAUCGGCUGCCCUUCUGCGUCGCCUCGGGGCGGCCGAUAUUCAAAAAAUACCUCACACCCGAAGCUGCGUCAUCCUUGGCCGCAUCGGCCAGCAAUGCUGUCGAGCCGGCGGCCAGCGAGACCAUCCAGUGCAAGACCUGCAAGUGAGCAUCCAGCCAGGCACAGACAGACAGACAGACACCAAGAGCGUGAAUCCACCCACGUGUUGCAACCGGCUCAUGUAUUGUAUUUCAGGCAUCGCAUGUACGCGUCUGAGGCGCGUCGGUUACGGCAUUGCCCUUUCUGCCACUCUUUGCUCGUGCACAAGUACGUUAGCUGAGCUGGCCACCCUGACACGCACCGCACGCCGGAUGGAUGGACGGAGGAAUUCGCCGGCUGGCUGGUGCUGGUGUAGGCAGAUUCGUAGCGGUUUCUCAGACCCGUUUCUUGAUGUUGUUGAUAUGAUAUGUGUAUGGCGUGUGUAUGUGUGUGGGUAUGUGUGUGUCCUUGGCGUGGUGUGUACAGACCGGGCAGGGCAGGGCAAGAC
This is a messenger RNA of Vitrella brassicaformis, 7647 nucleotides long. The record is from the annotation of a GenBank genome assembly. Lineage: Eukaryota; Vitrellaceae.